UCCCCCGGCUCCCCAGUCGGGAAGUUCGGAGCCAAGAAAGCUGCUUCGUGCAGAGGAGCGCAAUGGGGCAGCUUCAGUGGCGCCUCUGUCUGAUGGGAGCAGCUACUUUCCUGCUGGGAAACGCUUUUGGCACUCCCUCCUCUUCACAUUCUCUGCUCUACUUCCACCAUGCUCUGCUCCUUGAGGGGCAGCCCCAAUUCAUUGAGGUGACCUACUUGGACGGCCAGCCUAUCCAACAUUAUGACAGCAACACAAAGAGGAUGAGGCCUUUCCCCCUGUGGAAUAACCAACUGGACGAUACAUAUUACCAGUUUGAAUCAGCUAAUAUGAAAGUCUUUGAGAGACAUUUUCCAGGAAAAUUGAAAAAAAUAUCAGUUUCACAGAAAAACAACCAGAACAACGAUCAUACCUUGCAGUGCAUCCAGGGCUGUAAACUCACAGCUGAUGGAAAUGAAAUAUCUAUUCAUCAGGAUGCUUUUGAUGGAAAACGCAUGAAAAAGACAUUUCACCGAGAAAGAUUUUACUUGAACGGAAAUUGCAUUCAGUGGCUGAAGAGGUACCUUGGCUUGAAGCCACAAAAGAAAGAGCUUCCAAUGGUGAAAGUGACUCAUCAGGAGGUCAUCAUCGACAACCUUCAAGCCCUCACCUGCCAGGCCUAUGGCUUCUAUCCCAAGGAGAUCAGUGCCAGUUGGAGGAAGGAUGGGGAAAUCUUCAACCAAACCAACAGUUCUGUGCUCAUUGUCCCAAACUCAGAUGGGACUUUUAAUGCCAGGCUGAGUAUUCAGAUCAAUCCCAAGGAGAGGAACCUCUACAGAUGCCAUGUGGAACACGUCAGCUCCAGCGAGCCCUUGGAUUUUGUCUUGCAGAUAACAGGCCCCUCAGCCAAAGUAACUACUCACGUGCUGAAUGUCAAUGAGACUCUCUUGAACUGCUCUAUCUGCAACUUUUAUCCUGAAGACAUAGAUACCAGCUGGAUGAAGGAUGGAGAGAACUGGGAUCAAGAGACUUUUCGUGGGGAUAUCAUCCGUAAUUGGGACGGGACCUACUGCACCUGGAUCAGCAUUGACAUUAACCCCAUGGAGGAAUACCGCUACCGUUGCUAUGUUGAACAUGAAGGCUUGCAGGAAGCACUCAGUGUAAAAGCUCCAAUAGCCAUAAUCUCAACUGAGGAAAAUUUCCAGCCAUUACUCAUCAUUUGCUGUGUUGUGUCAGUCCUUGGCAUCCUUAUCUUAUUGUCUAUAAUCCUUGGAAUCCGGUGGUGCAAAAAGCGUCGACGUGAUUGCAGAUCAGCAGCAAAGAGUGACCCCAAUUCCAGCUUGGAUAAUGCUGAAAAAUACCCACUGAAAGAGAGAGAAGGAGUCCCGCCCCUCAACAACAUUGCUGGUGAAGAAAGCAGAGGAGACAGCCCAACUUCUCAGGACACCGAAGAGAAAAAACAGCCUUCAGAGAACCAUCAAAUAAGCAUCUAACUCUCGGAAUGGACCCAGAUCAAAUUUGAUGUGGUUCGAGAAACACUCAAAAGGAAGAUUGAGUGCUAAAAUGGACCCAAACAGCCACAAAGUGGCAGGGGAAAAAAGCAUGUCAGAAGAAAUUGCCCUAAGGGACAAACCUUUCGUUUCAGGAUCUAUUAGGCUGGCUUUCCUACUGUGUAAGGCAGAUUCCUAAAGUAUCAUGCAUUUAUUUUCCGGUGGAGCUUCAAGGACUAGAUGAAAGCUACUUAUGGUAACUUU
Messenger RNA from Notechis scutatus (mainland tiger snake), 1730 nucleotides. RefSeq names its product major histocompatibility complex class I-related protein 1-like. Gene Ontology annotation, biological process: immune response. The record is from RefSeq and is a predicted model, not a curated record. Gene Ontology annotation, cellular component: external side of plasma membrane. Lineage: Eukaryota; Metazoa; Chordata; Lepidosauria; Squamata; Elapidae.